This is a messenger RNA of Lucilia sericata (common green bottle fly), 772 nucleotides long. RefSeq lists its product as uncharacterized. The record is from RefSeq and is a predicted model, not a curated record. The transcript has 2 exons. Bases 235 to 732 code for a protein of 165 amino acids. NCBI's taxonomy places the organism in Eukaryota, Metazoa, Arthropoda, Insecta, Diptera, Calliphoridae.
AAACUUCACACAUUUUUUUGUUGCUAAAGUUUUAAAUUAAACAUUAAAAAAUAUUUAAUUAAAUUAUAAAUGUUUUUUAAACUAAAUGAUCAUGCCAAUUUGUGAGAAUACUUCAAGGAACUUCAAUAACUUAUAAAUGAAUUAAACAUUUUUAUAUAAAUAAUAAACAUGAAUUGCGAAAUGUAAUUAGUUGCUGUUAUAAGUUGUCAUAAAGAAGAUUUUGUCAAAGACGAAAUGUUAAAACUACUGUUUUUACUAAUUGCUGUAGUUGCUUGCCAUGCGGGUCUGCUGUAUCCUGAGGUGCCAAUUACGUCAGCUGUUACAAAUGUUCACUCUCCUACGGCUAUAUCACAUCAAUCAAUUACACAUAUACACACCAAAGAUCACCAGUUGCUUGUUAAGCCACAGGAUUUUGUUCUAAACAAGGAAACAUUACCUACACUUCACAAGGAAAGUUCACAUCUGGAUAAUAUAGUAUUUUCUUCUACUGAUAAUUCAGCCGAAAAUGAAGAGUUUGACCAUAUUAAAUCAUCUGAAUUUGAUACUUCUUCACCCUAUAUUAGUUAUAAGGAUACUACUCCAGUGUUCACUAGUCACUCACAUACUCCAGCUCAUUUAACUUAUGCUGCUCGACCUAUAGUGUACAAAAUGUUACCUCAACAUAAAACAUCGGUUCUUAACAAAAGUUAUGAAGCAUUUCUUACUAGUCCUAGACUUAAGUCUUAUAAUUAGUAGCAACAUUUAAGUUUUAACAUUUUAUUAUAAUUAUAUG